CAGCUCAGCUCAGCUCCACUUCUUCACUUUUCCCACUCCUGUCAGACUUCACCUGAAUUAGUUCAUCCUGAACUUUCUCCCGAACUUCUUCUUGACUCAGCUCUUCCUCCUCAGUUCUCCUUCAGUGAGGAGGAGAGACUGUGACUCCACCUGGGUACCUCUGCCUGCAGUCACACCUUUAAAACCACUAUUUUUAAAUCCACCUCCUGAUUUUUCCUUAAGCAGACGAGGGUGAAUCAAUUGUUCAGCACGACAGAUUCAAUAACUAGUUUAUUUUCCUUGACCAGACCCCCCAGGACCAGGACCAGGACCAGAAACUGGCUGCAGGAGCCUGCAGCAAUGGUUGCUGGGAGGCAGCAGAGAGGCUCAGAGGCGCCUCUGGACGGGGGAUGGGGCUGGGUGAUCGUCGGCUGCUGCUUCAUGGUGACAGUGUGCACACGAGCAGUGACCAGGUGUGUGUCCAUCUUCUUCGUGGAGUUUCAGGCCCACUUUGGUGCCGACUAUGCAGCGACGGCCUGGGUCCACAGUCUGGUGGACUGCACCACCAUGCUCUGUGCUCCUGUAGGCAGCCUGAUUGGUAACCGUUGGUCCUGCCGGGUGGCUGUGAUGUUCGGUGGACUCCUGUCCUCCUGUGGACUCCUCCUCAGCUCCUUCAGCACCAGGCUGGAGUUCCUCUACCUCAGCAUGGGCGUCCUGACAGGCGUGGGCUUCGCUCUCUGUUACACCCCGGCCAUCGCCAUGGUCGGCUGUUAUUUCCGCCAGCGGAAGGCGUUGGCGUAUGGCAUCGCCAUGUCAGGCAGCGGGAUCGGCACCUUCGUGCUGGCGCCGGUGGUGCAGCUGCUCAUCGAGCUGUACUCCUGGAGGGGGGCGCUGCUCGUCCUCAGCGCCUUCGUCGCCAACCUCGGCGUGUGUGGGGCACUGCUCCGACCAAUCAGACCACAGGAGGACGAGGAGCAGGUGGAGAGAGAGGAAAAGGAGUCCGCAGGUAAUGUCUCAUCACGGAACACCGAGGUUACUGUCAAACCAUCCAAAGAAUCAGAGGACAGUCUUUUACCAUCAGGAAAGUCUCUGUCUUUCCUGAUGGAAUGUGUUUCUUCGCCACCACCGCCUCUACUGUCAGGAGACCCCGCCCCUCAGCUGCAGAGGAGGUGGUUCUUCAGCUCCUGCUUCCUGUCUUUUAAAGAGUACCGCUUCCUGCUGCUGCCGGACUUCCUGGGCAUGGCUAUGUCCUUUCUGUUCCUGGCCACCGGCUGCAGCCUGCCUUUCAUCUACCUGGUGCCCUACGCUCUGAGUGUCGGGGUCUGCCACCAGCACGCCGCCUUCCUCAUGUCCAUCCUGGGAGUCAUCAGCAUCGUGGGGAACAUCACGUUCGGCUGGCUGACGGACAGGAGGUGUUUGAAGCCGUACCGACUGGCGUGUUACAUCUUCUCCGUGGCGAUGGAGGGUCUCUGCUGCCUCUUUGUGCCACUGCUCCAGUCCUUCCCACUGCUCGUGCCCUUCGCCAUCCUCUAUGGUUACUUUGACGGCGCCUAUGUUGCGCUGAUCCCCGUGGUGACGUCGGACCUGGUGGGACCUCAGUACCUGUCCUCUGCGCUGGGCGUGGUCUACUUCCUCCACGCCAUCCCCUACCUCGUCAGCCCCCCAAUCGGAGGCUGGCUGGUCGACGUCACAGGAAGUUACAUGGCCACCUUCUUCCUCAGCAGUGCUGCCAUGGUGCUCAGCUCGCUCGUCCUCUCCAUCAUUAGCAGGAUACGCCGCUGCCAACACCGGGUGUCCGCCGUCACAGAGGACAACAAGCACUAGCCCCUCCCCACAUUCGUGCCCGACCAAUCAGACUACCUCAUGGCCGUCAACAUUGUAGCCUCGAAGGAAACGACCUCCAAAAAUGGAGGCGAUGACGUCAUAGUGAUGUCAUCACGAUCAUCACAAUAAAAACAAACAGCCUCAAGACACGAUCAGCAGAAUAUGUGAUUGAUCAGCAUCAUCAGGAAUCAAUAAUGAAAACCUGCUGUCAAUCACACUUCACAGGAAGUUGAUCCACUUUUGAAAAACAACUUGAUACCGAACAUGAACCCAGCACCUGUAGAUCCAAUCACAAUCACUCACCUGGCCCCAGGUUUACUUCCUGCUUAUGUGGCCGACUGAGCGUGUGCAGUUCCUCUGCUGGCCCCGCCCAUGAGUUCCUGCCCCAUCCACAUACUUUACAUUGUGAUGAUGUCACUCAGGACAACAAGUAUAAGUUUAGCCGCUGUAAUACCACGAGUGUCCACCAGGAGACCUGAGGAUAGAUUCAUAUUCGGAGUCUGUCGUCGAUGUUUUCAACACAUAAACAACACAAUGACAAACUGUGCUCUUAUUUUGAAGUGACAGGAGAAACCACUGACUUCCUGCCAGGAGAAAGUUCUUCAUGUUUUUAUUGUUGUGAAGCUGCUCGGUCACGGGACAGGAUGGUGAAGAGAAGAUGCUAACGAGCUAACAAACAUGAAAAUUAAAAACAAAUGUACAAACUCUGGAGAAACAAAACAUUUAAUCAAUAAGUCAGAAAGUGGAUUUAGUGUGAAGUUGUCCUUUAAAGUGUUAAAGCAUCUGCUGCCCACAGAAACGUGUCGAUGUCAUCAAUAUUAAAACCGAUCAGUCGAAAAUUAAUCUUCAAAGAUUAAACGUUUAAAUUUGUGUUCAACUGUGAGAAUAUUCUGUGUUUAAUGUAAACUGAUUGUUUUGAUAUUGACAGCAGACAAUCGAUUGAUUAUGGAACACAACGAUGUGUACUUGUGCUCCGGAGCACACAGAGCAGGUAUCAGAUGAGUCCAACUUAAUGAGUUACUGACGAAAUUCGUUUUAGAGGUUUGUUGAACGUUUCUCCUCUGACUGCUGUCGAAGAUUAAAAGAUUUUAUUUGCUUGCAACAGAAAACAACUGUUUUUAUCUCUUCUGAGCAGAAAACAGAACUAAUUUCAUUUCUUUUUACAGUGGCUCAAAUCCUGAAGAGAACAGCAGACAUGUUUUAUAUGUUUCACUCACUUUGAUUUGUUUUUUAUUAACAUAACUAACAGCAUGGGGCAUUUAAAGUGGCCCUAACUGUCAUCCAUUGUUCUAUUAAAUGUGUUUGAGAAUAAAAAUAUUUGCAAAAAUAAAAAAGGCAAAAAACAAAAACAAAUACAAUGUGGA
Acanthopagrus latus (yellowfin seabream) is the source of this 3167-nucleotide messenger RNA. Its product is annotated as monocarboxylate transporter 12-B-like. Lineage: Eukaryota; Metazoa; Chordata; Actinopteri; Spariformes; Sparidae. Bases 340 to 1803 code for a protein of 487 amino acids. Gene Ontology annotation, molecular function: monocarboxylic acid transmembrane transporter activity. The record is from RefSeq and is a predicted model, not a curated record. The transcript has 7 exons. Gene Ontology annotation, biological process: transmembrane transport; monocarboxylic acid transport.